UGUUUGUAUUAUGUUCAAAAAAUGCUACAUACAAAAAUAUAAAAAGUUAAUCAUAUAAAAUUUAUCACGUGUCAAUAACAAACAUUGAACGAAGAAAACUUCUAAGCUUAAGUUGAAUAGAUCGUAAUUCGAAAGAAAUAAUUCAUUUCUCUGUACUAACGUUUUCAGCUCCCUCUUGUGGAACUUUCGAUUGCUGAAUAUUCCUUAUCAAAUUUCUUUUAUUAUUUGAUAUCAAAUAUUAUAAAUUGUUAAGUAGUUGAAACAUCUGAGAAAAAUGCAUUUGUCUAACAAAGGAAUAAAAUUUUGCGAUGCAAAAGUUUAAUCUUGAGAUUCUAAAUUGAUGACGUUAUGGAGCUGAAAGUAUGGGUAGAAGGAAUACAACGUAUUGUAUGUGGUGUGACAGAAACCACUACAUGUCAGGAUGUAGUAUAUGCUCUUGCUCAUGCAACGGGCCAAACAGGUAGAUUUACUUUAAUAGAAAGGUGGAGAACUAACGAACGUCUUUUAGCUCCAUAUGAAAAUCCUUUAAAGAUUCUGAUGAAAUGGGGAGAAUAUUCUUCAGAAGUUCAGUUGAUAUUAAGACGUUCUACCCCAGAAAAUAAUAAGGCUUCUAGUUCAUUGGGAUCUCGUCUAAAUCAUGGUACAAGAUCAAAUGGUCUAAUGAGUUCAGAUCAUAUCACAAGUAAUAGUGGACAAGAUGACGCUAAGAAUACCCCAACUCCAAAUUCUGAAUUUGAUGAUUUACAAGGAUGUCUUGAUAGAAAUCGUGACAUCAGAAAAUCAUUAACAUUUGGAGGAUUACAUGGACAUGUUGUGGAAAAUAACACAGAAAUUCAAAUGGAAAAUGUUGCCAUAGUUCAACCUACAUUGCAUUUAAAAAAUAAGGAGUUGAAUAUAAGAAAAAAUAUACAAAAACCAGCUCAGUCUCCUACCCGUGCUAGUAGCAGCGAAAGUAACACACAUUUAUCACAAAAGAAAGUGCGUGAAGUUCCCCCAUAUAGGGAUCCUCCAGGUCCAGCUUCACCACCUUUAAGAACUUUACCCCCAUACAGAGAUCCUCCACCACCUAACUUAAAUAGUCCUGGAAGAUCACAGUUUCAAUCUAAUACAAAUAUUGGAAGUCCUCAUGUACAUAAAGAAGAUCAACCAUCUUCCAGUAGUUCUGUCAAACUAAAGAGAAAUCUUAUUCAGGACUUUCAAGAAACAAAAGGACAAACUCAAUCCAUAAACCAAUUAUCUGGUCAAGCUCAGAAUAUGGUUACAGUUGCUUACACUCAACGCUAUGUUGAACUUAUUAGACUAGUCAAUAAGCAACGUGAUACUAUUAAUGCACAGCAAGCAGAUCUUACUAAAUUUGAUGCUGAAAUAUUGUAUUGGGAAACUAAAAAUAGAGAACAAAUGCAUCAGAUGGAUUUUAUUUCUCAGGAAGUAAAUCGUAUGGAAGCUACUGGACGUCUUAUCGAAGAACAAUUAAAAGAACUGGCGCAUGUUGAAGAAGAAAGUGAAAUAGUUAGACAGCAAGAAAAAACAUUAAAAUCAGAAAUUACUUUAUUGAGAUCAAAACUUGCAAAUUGUGAAACAGAAUUACUUCAGUGUAAAAAUAAAAUCAGAUUAGUUAUGGAAGAACUUGCGAUAGAACAACAUAAUAUAAGUCGUGAAACAGACGAAAGACAAAUAAUGGAACGUAAAAUUAUUACCGAAGUUGAACAUCUUCAAAAUGAAGUAGAACAAGCUAAACGUUCUGCUGAAUUAGCUUCCCAGUGUGCGGAAACAUUAAAACUGGAAGUAGUAAGUUUAGAGUCAGCAAUUGUUGAAAAAAAAUUACAAGUAGAACGAUUAGUAACAGAUAUGAAAGAAGCUAAUUUACAAAGUCUUGCUGUUGCUUGUCAAGAUGACCAAGUCAAAUCAUUAUUUGAAGUAUUGAAAAUAAUAACACUUCUCAAACAAAUAUGAGUCUCUGGGUGGAUAAAUAUCGUCCAACAUCACUUGGAAAAUUAGAUUAUCAUAAAGAACAAGCGGAAUAUUUGAAAAACAUGAUACAAAAAGGAGAUUUUCCACAUUUAUUAGUUUAUGGACCAUCAGGAGCAGGAAAAAAAACUCGUAUUAUGUGUAUCAUAAGAGAAUUAUAUGGGUGUGGAACACCUUCCAAGAAGAAACUAGAGAUAACAACAAUAAGUAGCAAUUAUCAUAUUGAAGUAAAUCCAAGUGAUGUUGGUAUACACGAUAGGGUAGUAGUAAUGGACUUGGUAAAAACAACAGCUCAAACUCAUCAAAUAGAUCCAAGUGGGCAAAAAGAGUUUAAAGUGGUAUUAUUAACUAAUGUGGAUCAGCUUACAAAAGAUGCACAACAUGCUCUUCGAAGAACAAUGGAGAAAUAUGUUGCUACAUGUAGAUUAAUACUUUGCGCAAAUUCAACAUCACGUGUUUUGCCAGCCAUUAGAUCAAGAUGCUUAGGAAUUAGAGUUCCAGCACCAUCAAUAUCGGAUAUAAAGAAUAUUUUGCAUUUAAUUUGUAAACGUGAAGGUUUAAUUUUGCCUGAUGAACUAGCCAAAAAAUUGGCUGAGACUAGUGGUAGAAAUCUCAGACGAGCAAUAUUAAUGCUCGAAGCUUGUAAAGUUGAACAAUAUCCAUUUACUGCAGAUCAAAAUAUUACGGAACCAGACUGGCAAGUAUAUAUUCGUAAUACAGCAAGUAUGAUGGUCAGCGAACAAAGUCCAAAAAAGCUUCUUGCAAUAAGAAGCAGACUCUAUGAAUUAUUGACGCACGCGAUACCAUGUGAUUUAAUAUUUAAAGGUCUCUUACAAGAAUGUAUAAAAAAUUGCGAUCUUCAAUUAAAAAUUGAGAUUGCGACAGUUGCAGCAGAAUAUGAACAUAGAAUGCACAAAGGAUCAAAACCAAUUUUCCACUUAGAAGCGUUUGUUGCACGGUUUAUGGCAAUUUACAAAAAAUUUAUUGAUUCAUCUCUUGAAGGUUUUGUGUGACAUAUUCACAUAUUUGCUUAUAUUAAAAUAUAAUUAUUCAAAUUUUUAAAUAAAUUCAUACAUUUGUAAAUUGUGUUUUAUAUUUACUAUUUUACUAAAUUAAAUACUAAUAGCGACUAGUUUUGACUUUUUUUUUAUAAAUUUAAUACAGUUUCCAAAAUACAAGAUAGAACACAUUGAUCUAAUAGUACAAUUAAUUUUCAAUAUAAAUUAUAUCGUUCUAAGAUAAUACAAUUAUCUAAAUUUAUAUUGCAGCAAGAGCAAGAGCGGAAAUUCCUGAUAAUGCCGUUACUGCAUAA
This is a messenger RNA of Heterotrigona itama, 3280 nucleotides long. Lineage: Eukaryota; Metazoa; Arthropoda; Insecta; Hymenoptera; Apidae. The record is from the annotation of a GenBank genome assembly.